This is a messenger RNA of Ruditapes philippinarum (Manila clam), 2641 nucleotides long. Its product is annotated as major facilitator superfamily domain-containing protein 1-like. NCBI's taxonomy places the organism in Eukaryota, Metazoa, Mollusca, Bivalvia, Venerida, Veneridae. The transcript is spliced from 12 exons. Gene Ontology annotation, molecular function: transmembrane transporter activity. The record is from RefSeq and is a predicted model, not a curated record. Gene Ontology annotation, biological process: transmembrane transport. Bases 879 to 2582 code for a protein of 567 amino acids.
AAUGCUAUCUUUUCUCCUUUUGUAUUGUUGGCAAUUGGUAUAAUAAUAGUAAUUAUUAUUUUGUAUGGAAGUCAAAAUACUACUUUCAUUACCUAUUGCUACCUUUACGACACACAACUGUAUGUUCAACACUAUUUCCAUCAGUUGUUAAACAUGUAACAUGCUCUUAAUCCAUUAUUAAAACAUUAUAAAACACAUCUUUGACAUUUCUAAAGAUUUUUUUUUAAAUGUUGUUUUUUGCAUAAUGUUCCUUUUAUUGAUUUUGUAUUUUAACCAUUAUGAAAGACCCGAAUGUUUUUAAAGACUGGCAGAUUUGAUUGAAAUUGCGCAUGUUUCAAUUUGUUGAGCAAUAAAGGAAUGGGUUACUGACCUAUUUAAAGGUACAAACAUAGCUGAUCAGGAAUCCAGACUGUCAAUGGCAAAAAUAGACUGUAGCAGGUUGGUUGACAUAUUUGAUUGACAAAGGACAUAUUUCAUACUUAACUACAUGAAUGAAGUAUAAAAUAGUCAUUAAACAUUGUCACAGUAAUUUAAAACUGUACAACAUAAACAGCAUCAUAAUAAACACCGCAUACAUUUAACUGCUUCACAAAUUGGCAUUGCAGUGGAGUUCUUUAUGAAUAGCAACGGCACAAGACUAAAUGUGGGUGUGGGAAAUUUUAUCUUAUAUAGGUCGUUAUAUAGUAUAUACAAAACAGAUUCUCUUUGAGGCCACAGUUCUAUAAAUAGUGUCGUCAUGACCAAGAUAGCUAGCGGACUAUAAAAACAAAUUAAAGGUUGGUGUAACCUUAAUUGUAUUAAGAGUACGAUAGUCUAACAAGACGUAAUAGAAGAAACGACUUGUUGUUUGGUUUCUAGAGUGUUCAUAAUAAAUAAUAAUGGCAUGGAAUGGACGAUAUAUCCUUUUGAUUUUCGACUGUAUGUUGGUAGUUGGGAUAUAUUUCUGCACGGAUAUUCCAAGUGCACUGCAAUCCCAGAUUGAAAUGCCAUCAAGCGACAACUGCACUGAGGAGGGCGCUGAAAACAGUACGUGUUGCAUUGAUUGUCUUGGACUUGGCGCUACCCAAUAUAACCUGCUGUACACUGUAUACUCAUGGACAAGUUCCGUAAUGAUUCUUCCAGUUGGUUUUGUAAUUGACCGGAUGGGAAAUAGAAUCUCAGCGGUUCUAUUUACUGGUAUCGCUACCACUGGUUCCCUGUUAUUUGCCAUUGGUUCAGUUCCCGGUAUUCGGAACACGUCACUUAUGUUCCCUCUGAUGAUGAUUGGUCGACUCUUUAUUGGUGCGGGUACUGGCUCCUCCAGAAUUGUGCGAGACCGUGUUAUAGCCAGCUGGUUUCCAGAUAGACUUGCCCUAGCGUUCGGUAUCGCAGUGUCAACAAUGGGCCUGGGAAGUGUUUUAACUUUUUUACUGACCUCAAACAUUGCUAAGUGGAUAGGUUUAAGUGCUACACUAUUUGUUGGAGCAGGUGUGUGUAGCACGUGUUUUAUUUCAGCACUAUGUCUGUGCUACCUCGACUGGUAUGGUACCAGGCAUCAUAGUGACACCAAGGUCACUAUACGAGCUAUAUCAGCUGCAAAUAUAUCUACAAUCAAACAGCUACCAAGAUCAUUUUGGCUGAUCAGUGUAAUGAUAGCUACAUAUUACAGCUUUCAACUACCAUUUACUGCCAACGGAAGUAAAUAUAUACGUGAGAAGUAUAGGUAUACGAAAACUGACUCGUCGUACAUCAAUGGUGUUAUAUACGAUGUCUCUGUCGUCAUUUCUCCAUUUGUUGGUCUUCUGCUCGAUAGAUUUGGAAAGCGAGGUUGGGUAGCCUUCCUAGGAGCCAUCCUGACUUUACCAAUGGGACCAAUACUUUUGUAUACAGAUGUGCCCCCUUUACCAGUAUAUAUAUGGAUAGGCGUCAUGUUUACAGCUACUGUCGUUGCAUUGUGGUCAGCAAUACCUCAUGUUGUACCCCAUUCAGCUGUUGGAACAGCCAAUGGAAUCGCAUCUUGCAUGCUUGAUCUAACUGUCGGAAGUACAAAUCUUCUUGUUGGUCGAUUAUUAUCAAAGGGAGAAACACAAGAUAAUAGUGUGAAUAUCAACUGGCCCUAUGUAUUUUUGGUCAUGUUUGGCUUUGCGUUCAUCUGUGCCGUGUCUGGAGUAAUCAUCAAUGUUGGUUUUAAAAGAAAGACUAACACUAUCAACAGAAAACCUCUGAAACGCGAGAGAAGCAUUUUGGAUACAGACAAAUCCGAGAAUACUGAUCACCAAUAUACCCAAAGUGUUUACUCUAUUUACAAUGAUAUUAUAAUAGAAAAUAAAGCAUCGGAUAUGUGGCGGAGGUUUUCAAGUAGAAAACAAUACGAAGAUGGAACGGCCAAAUGCAAGAAGCAGAAAAGUUUAUUUAUAGAUCUCGAUAAUGACAAUGCUAUUGAAAUAAAGAUUACGUUAACAGAUAAAAACAUUCUUGAGAACAGUGUAACGAACGAAGAUCAGUUGGAACAUUAUUCAAAACUAGUAAAUGAUAUAUUCAAACAUGUAACAAACAUUUCUUUUGAAAAUGACAUAUCUGAAAAGAUGAACAGAACGUCAUGACGUAUCGAUUGAUGUAUUUUUAUUUGUGACAUCAUAUGAUAUGAAUAAAUAAACAUUGA